GCCAAUUUUUUUUGCUGCAAGGCACUCCAUUACCAUUAAUACCUGACAAUGGCAAAACUCAAGAAAUCCACCGUCAAAUUUCAGAAAAACCACUUGAAGCAGACUAUAGAAAGAAGAAAAAAGCAGCAGAAAGUCAAUAGAGCAUUCAAGAAGCGUCAGGAAAGCCGCAACAGAGGCGAUCGUCCAAAUGAAAAUGGACAUGCCUCGGAAGAGAAAACAGAUGCCGCAGAAGGAAAGAAAUCAGGAUCGUUGGACAUUAGCAAACUGAAUGUCAGUGACUUUUUGAAUGUCGACUGCCUAUUGAACGAUGAGGAAGCUCUGGAGUUAAACGAUGACAAUGAGGCUGAUCUGGAUAUUCUCGACACAUUCAAAGGUAUAGAGGAUAUAAAUUUGCCUGAACAGGCCGAAGAUCCAAAUGAAGAAGAAAGUGAUGAUGAAAUGGAUGAAGCGGAGGAAGGAUCAACCAUUGUCACAAAGGAGAUGUUGCAAGAAUGGAUCAAACGUCUUGAACAGACUCCUACAAUCAACUCCCUCAAAGAUAUUUUGUUGACAUUCCGUGCAAUGUCACUUAUGGAUGAAAAGUACAACACUUCAUGCCGUUAUCAGAUCAACAGCGAAACAGUGUUCAUGAAGGUACUUGCUACGGUGCUUGAUACAGCGCCCUUGCUGAUCAAUGCAAACCUAAUCCCCAAGAAGCAAGGCGGUCCUACAAGUUCCAGCAAAUGGGGCGAGUUGCAACCGGUUGCACGACUUUACUGCAACAGUCUGUUGCGUAUUUUACAUGAUGUUGCAGACGACGAACUGUAUGAAGUGCUUCUGGAACAAACGAACACUUUGGUCUCCUACAUUGCCGUGCUUCCUCUAGCAAGGAAGGCAUAUGUCAAGAUCCUACUUAAAUUGUGGUCUUCACCUAUGGUUUCAAGUCCCGUGCGAUUGCAAUGCAUGAAGAAUUUGUGCAACUUGUCCAGUGUACCUAUUGGUGACAAGACACAAAAGAAAUCAACCUUAUUGAGUCAUGUCCUCAAAUGUGUCUACAUAACCUAUGCACGAAAUGGCCAACAAGUUUUCGAGGAAUCACCUUCUGCUUUGGAUGAAAUGAGAACCUCUGCUGUCAGUAUUUAUCGUGCAAACGACAGGCAUGCUUUCCAACACGCUGCUGUAUAUGUACAGCAAUUAACUCAGCAUUUGGAGACUGCCACGAAGAGCAAAACAAAGGAAACCAUGAAGGUUGUUUUGAGUUGGCAAUAUUUAAAUUGUCUCAAAUUUUGGGCCACUAUUGUUGGAGUCAUCUGUAGCACGGCUGCGCAAGAAGGUGCAAAACCAUCACAGCUCUCUGAGAUAACUUACUCUUUGGUACAAAUUUCUACGCAACUGAUCAGAUUAAACCCAUCCGUCCAAUUCCUUCCUUUGCGCUUCCAUUUGAUAAGAAUGCUUAUAGACCUUGCGAAAGUCACCGAAACCUACAUUCCCCUUGCGCCUUACUUGUUUGAGCUCUUCAAUUUGGCUGAAGUCAGAAGUAAGCCCAAGCCUGGAUCUAUGCCGUCCUUGGACUGGUCGAUUAUCAUCAAGGCUCCAAAGGAAUAUUUGCACGGCAAGGUUUACCAGAACGAGAUUUUGAAAGAGCUUCAUAGCUGUUUAAUAGAAUAUUAUGCUUGUUAUGGAUUGUCGAUUGCAUUCCCUGAACUUGCCAUUCCUGCCGUUGUUGAGCUUUCGGUACAACAGCAAAGAGCGAAGAAUCCCCACUUUAUGCGACAGAUCCAAACACUCAAAGAAAAGUUGGAGGAACAAAGCCGAUAUAUUCAGCAGCAGAGGUCUCAAAUCGAAUACAAUCCAACCAACCAGACUGAAGCCCUAGCAUUCAUGCGAAACGCUACCAUUGAUCAAACGCCAUUGGGUAAUUUGGUCAAGUCUCAAAAGCGAGCACAAGCCAACCGCAAAUCUCACAAAUAAGCAAGCAAUAUAAUGUAACUAUAGACACACAUCGCA
Molecule: messenger RNA, 1986 nt
Organism: Umbelopsis ramanniana AG
Lineage: Eukaryota; Fungi; Mucoromycota; Umbelopsidomycetes; Umbelopsidales; Umbelopsidaceae
Exons: 11
Coding region: 49-1950 (633 amino acids)
Biological process (GO): ribosomal large subunit biogenesis
Cellular component (GO): nucleolus; nucleoplasm; Noc2p-Noc3p complex
Source: RefSeq, a predicted model, not a curated record